Molecule: messenger RNA, 3223 nt
Organism: Trichechus manatus latirostris (Florida manatee)
Lineage: Eukaryota; Metazoa; Chordata; Mammalia; Sirenia; Trichechidae
Gene: RRP1B
Product: ribosomal RNA processing 1B
Exons: 16
Coding region: 68-2350 (760 amino acids)
Biological process (GO): rRNA processing
Cellular component (GO): nucleus; preribosome, small subunit precursor
Source: RefSeq, a predicted model, not a curated record
CGCGGUGGCUGCGGCGGGUGGCGUAGGGGACCGUCUCUGAGCGGCCGGGGAUGCUCCAGCAGGCGCGAUGGCCCCUGCCAUGCAGCCGGCCGAGAUCCAGUUUGCCCAGCGGCUGGCGUCCAACGAGAAGGGGAUCCGGGACCGGGCGGUGAAGAAGUUGCGCCAGUACAUCAGCGUGAAGACCCAGAGGGAGACAGGAGGCUUCAGCCAAGAAGAACUUUUGAAAAUCUGGAAAGGACUCUUUUAUUGCAUGUGGGUGCAAGAUGAACCCCUCCUACAGGAGGAGCUAGCAAACACGAUAUCCCAGCUCGUCCAUGUUGUUAACAACUCAGAGGCGCAGCACCUGUUCAUUCAGACCUUUUGGCAAACCAUGAAUCGUGAGUGGAAGGGGAUCGACAGGCUGCGCCUGGACAAGUACCACACGCUAAUCCGUCUGGUCCUAAGGCAGUCUUUUGAAGUGCUGAAGCGAAAUAGCUGGGAGGAACGCCAAAUUAAGCCGUUUCUAGACGUCUUAAUGAAGGAGAUCCUGCAUCCUGAGAGUCAGUGUCCGAAGGGCGUGAAGUUCCACUUCAUUGACAUUUACCUGGAGGAGCUGUCCAAGGUGGGAGGGAAAGAGCUUCUGGCCGAUCAGAAUCUCAAGUUUAUUGAUCCGUUCUGCAAAAUUGCUGCCAAGACUAAGGACCACACAGUAGUCCAGACGAUCGCGAGGGGUGUUUUUGGAGUCAUGGUGGCUCAGUCUCCUUUUGUACCUGAAGAGAUGGUGGAGGAGCAGAGAACCAGAGUGGGUGACAGCAAGCUCUCUGAAGAAGAGAUCUCUGAGAAUGAGAUGUCAUGGAGAGAAACAAUCAGCAGAAAGAAGACAGCCCUGGACAAACAUCACGCAAACGAUGGCAUCAGCGGUGACAGCGAGAGAGACAGCGGGGGCGCCUGUGAAGACCCUGAGCCACUGCUCCAGUUUGACUAUAAGGCUGUUGCUGAUCGGCUGCUGGAAAUAACCAACAGAAAAAACAUCCCUCCCUUCAACAGGAAGUGUCUCUCUAAACUAAUCAAAAAAUUCCAAGACCUUUCUGAAGGCAGUGUGUCUCAGCCCGGUUUUGCUGAGGACAAUUCUGCUGAUGAAGACGACCAUGCCGUCGGUCAAGGAAGGAAUAAGAACAAAGGAAGUAAGCCUGCAGAGAAAACCCAUCUGGGAAAGGAGAAAGGAAGCAAGUUCUUCCGUACGGAGGAGGAGGAAAACGAAGGCAGUACUCAGAAGAAGAGAAGGAAAAAGAAGAAGAACCAUCUCCAGCUUGAAAAUUUGGGCUCAGGGGACAAAACCACGUCCCCAGACCAGAACGGGAGCGAACCAGAGGAAGGGCAGAGAAAAGACCAGAAGGUUCCAAGCGUGGCUGAGACGGGAGCAGAGGAAGCCACCUCCAGCAUUGUGGAGGAGGGUGGCUUGGAGCAUCCCCCAGCCAUCCCCCCUUGCAACAAAAGGAAACGGCCCAAGAAGAGGAGCCUGAGGGUCCAGGAAGGGGUCCCAGGAUUACCAGUGCCACCUUCAGAGGACGUGACUCCAAGCGGCCCCAGCAGUGACUGUGCUCAGGAGCCGGCCGCCCGCAGUACCCCAGCAGGUGGCGUCCAAGUCCUGAAGAGGAAGCGGAAACUCGGAGCCCUCCCGGUCAAUGGCAGCAGCCUGUCUGUGCUGGCCUGGCCUCUGCUGGGGAAGCAGAGCCCUCAGACCAGCCCGGGGGAGGGAGAAGAUGGCCACCCUGCCCUGCCCCAGGGCAUGAGACUGAAGAAGAAGAAAGUGGUGCCCAGCAGCCUUGACCUCUGUAACCUCUAUGACCCAUCCAACCCAAAGACCACCAUCUUGAAAAAGAGGAAGAAGGUGAAGGAGAUGCUGCACUCGGUGGAGCACAAUGGAGUGUUGGAGGCCAAGGCCAAGCAGGUCCCUGUGCUGGGAAAUGGCGGCACAUUCAGCCCCUUGAAGAAGAAGCUGAGGGCGGAAAACGACUUCGUGAAGUUUGACACCUCGUUCUUACCAAAGCCCUCGUUCUUCAGGAAAGCUAAAAGCACCGCUUGCGCCUCCUUUCUGAGCCCCACCGUCCAGUUAAACAAAACCCCGUCCAGCUCCAAGAAGGUCACCUUCGGGCUGAACAGAAACACGACUGCGGAAUUCAAGAAGACAGACAAGAGUAUCUUGGUGAGUCCCACAGGCCCAUCCCGAGUGGCCUUCAACCCUGAGCAGAGGCCCCUCCAUGGGGUGCUGAAGACCCCCACGAGCUCUCCCUCCAACACUCCCCUGGCACCCAAGAAGGUGCUGGCCACCCCUCCAAAGAGAAGACCCACCGCCAUGGAUUUCUUCUGAUGGAACAGCAGGACUUCUUUUUCAAGACUGCUUUUGUACAGAAUAUGCUGUAAGUUAUAACUUUUAAAAUGUGGGUCCUUUUUUUAUUGUUUUAUAACUUCCCGUAAACUGUACACGGAAGGGCCUGACUGUGAGCUGGCACCCGCCAUUGCUCCACCCUGCCCCCGGGGCGGGGAAGGGCCGGGUCGAAUCUCUGCCACCAGCACUGAGCUCGCCAGCGUUCCACUGCGUGGGCACCUCCAGCGGUUACCGUGGCUGCGGUUACCAUGGCUGCGGUUACCGUGACUGCUGCCUGUGAAUGGAGUUGAGGAGAGCACAGGCCCAUAACUGUCAAUAAACUGAUGCUGUUAGCACAAUUCAAGUAUGGAAUGUCAUUUCCUGCCCAGCUCUCCCUGUGUGGGGAACUUCGGCCCUCCUUUCCAUGUUCCCCGAGCCAGCCGGUUUUCUGGCUGUAUUUAGUCUGUCUGACAAUGCUGCUUUUUAAAAAGCACGGAGGGCUUUGUUCGUGCUCAGUGGGCAUCUGCCAGUUGACCGAUUGGGAGGAUUCUUCUUAGUGAAUCAGCAAUACCGUAGUUUUUACUUGUGAUCAGCUGGGGGUCAUGUGGGGGAGCCUCAGUCUUCAGGCUGUGUGUCCUCCUCCCCCUCUGCUGUGCGUCCCUCCCUGCUUUCCUACCUCUACGGCACGCCCAGUGUCUUCACUGGGAGGGCCAGCGCCCCCCUCGGCUCCACAAGGACCAUGCGUCCUGGGCGCCGAGCCCCUCUGCUGAGGUUUGCAGUGGUCUUGCACCGAGCUCACUCGUUCUUCAAGGAGGGUGUCCACUUUCUCCUUGAUAUGUAAGCAGCUGAACCGAGGGCCUGAAAGACCCGCAUCCC